Somion occarium is the source of this 1408-nucleotide messenger RNA. NCBI's taxonomy places the organism in Eukaryota, Fungi, Basidiomycota, Agaricomycetes, Polyporales, Cerrenaceae. The record is from the annotation of a GenBank genome assembly.
AAGUUGAUCUUGUAAAGUUCAGCUGAGUACGCACGAAGCAACUAUAUUCUAACCUGGACCUAUGAUGGAGAUGAACGUCUUUGAUCCGUAAUACAGGACCUUUGCUGAACACACGAACCUUUACUACAGUAGGACAUGUUUUCCUCAAGCAGCCGUGGACUCGUUUCGUAGUGCAUGUUCUGUCCUUCCUGUCCACACCUCUUCCUGUUCUUGAAUCUAAAUGGUUCGACGCAUGCAGCGGGUGCAUAACAUGGACGAAUAUAUAGGCAUACUGACCCACUGGCACUUCAUCUGUUUCCGUGGCACGACCAGCCUUAAUUCCCUCUCGGAUGCUUCAUCGAAGAUCUCCUAUGACAGCUGUUCACAAUCCAAUAAUGCCACAGGAUCAGAAGCCAGUAAAAGAAGAUUUCGGUCCCAUGCCUGCCCACUGGAUGGUCGAAUUUAAAAAUAUGCCCGAGUGGUUGAACAGAUGUCUUCAACUUUCGUUCUCGGUGCUCUGUUUGCUCUCGCUCGGGCAUGCAAACUUGAAAACGGUGUGGAGGGUUUGUAACACCGAAGAUAAAUCAGACUGGCUUAAUAAAAAGAAACGCUUGUUGGAUAGAAUCGAGAAUAUUACUGUCAUCGCAGGAUUAUUGUUAACAUCCACUUCUGCUUUCGCCACUACCCUACCCCCCCUUACACCGUUGUUUGACUACACGACAACUGCUCCUUACAUCUGUAGUCUUGCAUCAUUCGGCUCUGUCCUGGGUAGUCUAAUUGUUGGAUCAUCGGUAUUGUUCAUGCUGGCUAAAUGUUCGCAGGAAUGGUUUCGCGAUACACUAAUGGGCUCACGUUCGAGUAUAUGUCUUACUCUCAUCAUUCUCGCGUAUCCAUUUUUCUCCAUCGCUGCUGCAGCAUGCGUGAUGCUGAUCGGUCUAACUAUCGCAGCUUAUCAGUCCUCUCAUCCAGUCGUCAGGAUUGGAAGCAUAUUGGUCAUCCUUAUUCCGGGUCUCUUAUUUCCUGCGUUCAUUUACACUCAGGUGCCAUGGAGCCGCGUACGCACCGAUCCUGCACAGAAGUCCAGUCACAAGCAGACGUCCAAUCCCGCCGGGCAGACGUCUAUUACUGAGAAAAUACUCAUUCCCGAGCAGACACCCAACAUCGACUAUUCAGACCAUGACAACGUGUGAACACGGCUCAUUCCGUUCUUUGCGAUAUACACUUUUCGACGUUGAUCGAUGAGUCGCAGUGCUUCGCGCUGGCGUAGAUGCACAGAUGUAUUUUUUAGCGUUUCAAUAUCCUAUUCAUGCCUAUUUCAACUUUUGUCGGCUUGGUUUGUAUAUUGACUGUAGAAACAGCUCCGAGUCGACACUCGUCUGAAUACUUAUGUACAUACGGAAUAGUAUAACAGAACCAGAUUCAAACGACU